Vicia villosa (hairy vetch) is the source of this 1401-nucleotide messenger RNA. RefSeq lists its product as uncharacterized. Bases 211 to 1035 code for a protein of 274 amino acids. NCBI's taxonomy places the organism in Eukaryota, Viridiplantae, Streptophyta, Magnoliopsida, Fabales, Fabaceae. The transcript is spliced from 9 exons. The record is from RefSeq and is a predicted model, not a curated record.
AAAAAUAAAAUGCAAUAUAUGAUUGUGGGACCAAACGAAUCCAAGUUUGGAGCGCAGCUGUAACCGUCAACAUUCAUCUCUCUCUCAACUCUGAAACUAACUCUUUCUAUGUUUACGGGAUUCGAACGGAGCCUCACUCUUCUCUUUGCCGAUCACCGUCACCGCCUCUUCGCUUCACAAUAACAAUUUUCUGCCAUUUUUUCCCUUCCAAUGGCUUCAUGUAACUUUGGGACACAAAAUGUCAAAGUAUUGAACUUGCACUUUGGUCAAAAAAGAGUUGGGCUUUUGCAACAUUUUGGUCCUAGAAGUUGGAUCAGUAGGAAGCCACUGCAGUACACUAGUUUGGUUGCAUCUCCACAGACAGUUAGAUAUUUAACCUCGUCUAAUGAACAAUCGCAAGAGAUCGAACCUGUUUCAAAAUCAGUAGAUGGUUCUGAAGAGAUUAAACCUUCUGGUUUAACAAGCAAUUAUUUUCCCAAUUUUAAUGAGGUGGAAUUCCUCCUCACAAACUUAUGCGACACAACUUCAAUUGCAGAACUUGAAUUAAAACUUGAUGGAUUUCACCUGCGUGUAGUGAGGGGUUUGACUGAAAAUACUACAACCCUUCCUCUUCCAAUUCUCGCUCCUGAAAGUAUAAAUUCCACCGAUGAAGUACCUCAACCAAACGGGUUGGUUUCUACAUCGUCAUCAUUGACCAUCUUCAAGCCAGCACCUUCUUCAAUAUCUAUCCAGGGAUUCCUAGACAAAGCUGCAGAUGAAGGGUUGGUGAUAAUUCAAUCUCCAAAGGUGGGCUACUUCAGAACAUCUCGAACCAUAAAGGGAAAACGUGCUCCUUCUAGAUGUAAAGAGAUGCAUAAGGUUGAGGAGGGGAAAGUGAUUUGUUACAUUGAACAGCUUGGUGGACAACUGCCAGUUCAGUCUGACGUAUCUGGGGAGAUCAUCAAGAUUUUAAGAGAGGAUGGUGAUCAUGUUGGUUAUGGUGACGCACUUAUAGCAGUUUUGCCGUCAUUUCCUGGAAUAAAGACGCUUCAAUAAAUCUUUCAUAUGCAUCUUUCACAUUUCACAUUGAAGCCGCGUGUGGUGUGGUGGUGACACGCGUCGGUAUCCAACACUCACAUAUCAUUACAUUCACUUAUUUGAUUUUUUUUAAUUAGUAUCAGUGUCGACACGUCCAUGUAUGUCUCGUCUUGGGUGUCUCUGUUCGGUGUAUGUGAGUGCUUCAUAGUAUGUUUCUGAUUUUGUUUCUUUUGUUCUUUGGACAAAUGCAUAAUUUCCCUGUACUUAUCUGAUACUUUAAGAACAAGUUAUAUGGUAGUCCAAUAGAAUAUAUUCCAUGCAGUAUUUUGCACUCAUAAAAUGAGGCUCUUUUUUUUUACAAAAGAAAAUACAAAGAUAAAAUAU